AAAGUAAGAUUUAUAAAAACCCAUGUUGUAUUAAUUUUUUUAACAGCAAGCAAGUUCACAGAAUCUUUGGUGAGUAUGUCGUUAUACAUUCCAUGAAAUCUGUACUUUUUGGUGCAUUUAGGGUUUAAUGUUUAUCUUUAUUAAUUUGAUUAUCUUUUGAUAUAUAUUUUUCCCCAGUGAUCCUUUGGAUUUUUCUCCUGUAAAGCCAGUAAACAGGGAUCUUUGUGACCAUGAAAAGCUAAAAACAGUUGAGAGGCUCGUUGAUGACCUCUCACUAGCUCUUUCACAACACCUUCCUCGAAUGUGGUCAUAUCUAAGUUCACCUGCUUUAGAUCCAAAAACAGCCCAUCCGAAGCUGGAAAUAUCUCCAGAUAAAAAACAAGUUUUCUGGAGAUGCCAUCCUGUUGGUGAUGGACUGACCCCUGAGCCGUAUGACUCCCAGUACAGUGUUUUAGCUCAGGAGAGCUUUACUGAUGGCCAGCAUUACUGGGAGGUGAUUGUCCAGGAGAAACCUUUCUGGAUGAUUGGUGUCACCACAGGUUUGGUCACUGAAACAAAACCUCCUCCUCAGAAUUCCUCCAGUCUGAAGGUGAACAACGCAUCCUGGUGCAUCUACCAUGGAGAUGGACAGUACCUGGCUUGUCAUGACACACGAGAGAAGCAGCUUUCAGUAGCAAAGAGAGUCAGGAAGCUGGGAAUACUGGCUAAUAUCCAGACGGGGGAGCUGUCAUUCUACGAUGCUGAUGCAUUGACUCUGCUUCACACUUUCCGUAUGCAGUGCACAGAGCCUCUUUACCCCAUGUUUAACCCGUGCAUUGAUAUGAAUGGGAUCAACAGGCAGCCACUCACUUUGUUUAGCAUUAAGGAUCCCUGGAAUUAGGAGGAAAAUGAAAAAUGAAUACCAGACAGCUCUGAAACCGGGAAUAUCUACAAAAUAA
Messenger RNA from Cyprinodon tularosa, 938 nucleotides. RefSeq names its product tripartite motif-containing protein 14-like. Gene Ontology annotation, molecular function: protein binding. Lineage: Eukaryota; Metazoa; Chordata; Actinopteri; Cyprinodontiformes; Cyprinodontidae. The record is from RefSeq and is a predicted model, not a curated record. The transcript has 2 exons. The coding region runs from base 302 to 880 and encodes 192 amino acids.